Lachancea meyersii CBS 8951 is the source of this 438-nucleotide messenger RNA. The record is from the annotation of a GenBank genome assembly. Lineage: Eukaryota; Fungi; Ascomycota; Saccharomycetes; Saccharomycetales; Saccharomycetaceae.
AUGUCAUUUCUGACCCCGCCCAACUCCGUGGCAGGACUGAAUAAGGGCUCUGGGGCGCAGAACUUUGUCCUGGACACUCCUGGCUCGCAGCUGAUGCCUAUGGAAGGGCCCGACAUGUCGUUGAAAAAAAAGAAUAACAUCUGCAAGUCGUUCGAAGACGACGUGUUUUUCUGUCCGAGAGGCCUGUUGUCGACGCAAGAGCAGUCGACGUGUCAGCAGAUGGACCUGUUUUUGCUAGACCAGAUGCGCGAAAUCGGCAAUGCCCGAAUUCAGGGGCCCAAGCACCUCGAGAACAUGAACAUGAACAUGAGCAUGAACAUGAACAUGCAGAUGCAGCCACAGCUCAAAAAGUUCAAUCCCUACACGUCACAGAGUUUCAGCCCUGCACCACCUCCUUUCGAGCACCAAACACAUAUACAGGACUCCAACAAUCUUUGA